Messenger RNA from Danio rerio (zebrafish), 2203 nucleotides. It is a transcript of the gene rmp24, whose product is annotated as ribonuclease MRP subunit p24. NCBI's taxonomy places the organism in Eukaryota, Metazoa, Chordata, Actinopteri, Cypriniformes, Danionidae. The record is from RefSeq and is marked provisional.
AUUUUUACAGUUUACUCAUAGUAUUAAUGUUAACUGAUAAUUCGUUGCGUUUGUUGUAAGUUCGGACGCUGAAUUUCUGUCUCUAAGGCUUGGCUGGAAACGCAGACGCGAUGACCCACAACUUUUUACUGAAGGCUUCUUUACUGUACAAAGACAUUUGCCCUGAACAGUCGCGCUUUCUCCUGCAGAGGCAUCAGAGCACUGCCGCUGCAUUGCCGCAGUCUAUAAUCUGCCCCUUCUGUUUCGAGUGGCGGAAACUGGGCAAUCAUCACGUGCGUCUGCGGCCCAAGCGGAAGCCCACGGCGAGGAUCAGACGACUUCUAAAGAGAGAGUCUGCAGGAAAGAGACUCAGCGCUGAACAGACUGCAGUCCUGCAAAAGUUUAAAAGAGCCUCCAAUGCUAUGAUGGCGACCUGUCACACCUGUAAUAAAGUGUCCAGACAACCUGGAAUGAACCGGGAGCUUCUGGUGUCCCUUUCAAAACACAAAAGUACGCCUGGAAGCGCAAGCAAACACCGAACACCACAGACAGUCAACUGGGCCACUCCCAAAUCUGUGGCAAACAGAACACCCAGCAGCACACCAAGGUCAGCAUCUUCAAACACCAGCUCAUCUUCAUCAUCAAAGUCCAGCAGUGUGAAAUCGUCACCAUUCGCUCGUCUCAAGAAGAUCCUCAUGCUGGAAAACAAACAACAGGGCAAGAAAGGUGGUCUGAAGGACUUUCUCUCUUCUCUUUGAAGACCUCAAAGCUGCUGCUGAAAAAAAAGACUCUGGUUUACUUUGAGGGAAGCUGCUGAAAUUCAGAGGUCGAUCACUUCACUUCAUGGGUAACAAUGCCAUCUAGUGGAGGAGUCAUUAGAGACUGGAUUAUCUGGAACAGAACUUCUCCUUUCCUUUCACUUGUUUAUGGAUCCUUGUGGACUUUUACACUGCCAGUCAGAGGUGUGGGAUAGUGUUUUACAUGUCUAUAAGAAGUCUAUUCUGCUCACCAUCCAAGGGUGCAUUUAUUUGAUCAAAAUAAAGGAAAGCUGUAAUAUUGUUGCAUAUUAAUGCAAUUUAAAAUAACAUCCUUACUAAUUAAUGUGGUUUACAGGUUUAUAAUUUUUUUAUUACUCCUGUUAUAUACUGUAUUAGUACUGUAGUCUCCAGAGUCACAUGAUCUUUCAGAAAUAAUUCUGAUAUGAUCUGCUCUGAAAAAAUAUAUAUUAUUAUUAUCAAUAUAUUGUUAUUAUAAUUAUCAAUUAUUUUUAUUAUUAUUAUUAUCAAUAUAUUAUUAAUAUUGUCUAUUAUUAUUAUUAUCAAUGUAUUAUUAUUAUUAUCAAUAUAUUAUUAUUAUUAUCAAUAUAUUAUUAUUAUCCUUCUCAUCAUCAUCAAAAUAUUAUUAUUAUCAUUAUUAUUAUUAUUAUUAUCAUCAGUAUAUUAAUAUUAUUAUCAUGCUUCAUAUAUUGAACUAUAAAUGAGUACUAGUCAAAAGUACCAUUACAAUUAUACUUUCUUUUAUUAAUAAAGGACACUGUAAGACUUUAAAAUUCAAAAAAAGGAUCAAAUAAUUCAAACAAAUUGCUGUUUUGGAUCUUUUUCAUCAUAAAAUCCUCAAAAAUUUAAUGUAUCACAGUUUCCACUCAACUUUAAAUCAGAUUUUUAUUAUUUAAAGAGGCUUUAUUUAAUGAUGUACUUAAAAUAGUAAUUGUGAAGAGUUAUUAUUCAUAAUUUAGUGCACAUAUUAUUUGAUUUAUAAUCCAAACAAAAUUUAAAAAAAUGUAUUAAAAAUGUGACACUGAAUACUGGAUUAUUAAUGUUGUAAAUUCUGCUUUAAAUCUCAGCUAUAAAUAAAAAUGUAAACCAUUACUCUACUAUAAUAUUUUACAAUUGAACCGUUUUACUGUAUUUCUGAUCAAAUAAAUGCACCCCUUUUAGAUUGAUUUAUAAAUGCUUACUGACUCCCUCACUUUGGACUGUGUAAGUGACAUAAAAAAACAUCCUUUUUUACAGUAGAGUGUAACUUGUGCUACAGAACCAUGCUGUGACUUUUUACAUGUUAUUUGCUUAUUAUUUUCACGAUACUGCACAUUCAUUUUUCUACUGGAAAGAUUCACUUUUAUAUGUGGUGUGUUUCAUCUUUAUUUUAUAUGUUUUGAAUUCACACAUUUGUAUCCGCAACUCUUACAUUUGGAUCACUGAUAUUAAAAGAAGGAUUGUAUUUA